AUGGAUCCCCUGUACUUUUCCAGCACGUUCAGCAUGGAAGCCGCUCCCAGCGAGGUGAACUCCUCCCUGCUGCCCAACGUGACGGAGAACGGGACGCUGGCGGAGCCGCCCCCGUUCCAGUACAUCCACAAGGUGCUCAUCCCCAUCUGCUACCUGCUGGUGUGCGCCGUGGGGCUGAGCGGCAACGCCCUGGUCAUCUACGUGGUGCUGCGCCACGCCAAGAUGAAAACGGUCACCAACAUCUACAUCCUCAACCUGGCCGUGGCCGACGUGCUCUUCAUGCUGGGCCUGCCCUUCCUGGCCACCCAAAACGCCAUCUCCUACUGGCCCUUCGGCUCCUUCCUCUGCCGGCUGGUGAUGACCGUGGACGGCAUCAACCAGUUCACCAGCAUCUUCUGCCUGACGGUGAUGAGCAUGGACCGCUACCUGGCCGUGGUGCACCCCAUCAAAUCCACCAAGUGGAGACGCCCCAGGGUGGCCAAGCUCAUCAGUGCCACCGUUUGGACCUUCUCCUUCUUGGUGGUGCUGCCCGUGAUCAUCUUCUCGGACGUGCAGGAGGACUUCCAGACGUGCAACAUGAACUGGCCGGAGCCGGUCAACGUCUGGUCGGCGGCGUUCAUCAUCUACACCUCGGUGCUGGGCUUCUUCGGCCCUUUGCUGGUCAUCUGCCUGUGCUACCUGCUGAUCGUGGUCAAGGUCAAGUCCUCGGGGAUCCGCGUGGGCUCCACGCGGCGCCGCAGGUCGGAGCGGAAGGUCACCAGGAUGGUGGUGAUCAUCGUGGUGGUCUUCGUGUUCUGCUGGCUGCCCUUCUACACCAUGAACAUCGUCAACCUGAUCCUCAUCCUGCCCGCCGACCCCGUCCUGGAGGGGCUCUACUUCUUCAUGGUGGUGCUGUCCUACGCCAACAGCUGCGCCAACCCCAUCCUCUAUGGCUUCCUCUCCGACAACUUCAAGCAGAGCUUCCAGAAGGUUCUCUGCCUCCGGAAGGGCGACGGAGCGGAGGAUGGAGACCCCGUGGAGCACAGGCAGGAGAACAGCAGCCGCCUGCAGGAGUCCAUGCUGACCCAGAGGAACGCGGAGUUCAACGGGCACAUGCAGACCAGCAAGGUCUGA
This is a messenger RNA of Pyrgilauda ruficollis (rufous-necked snowfinch), 1113 nucleotides long. RefSeq names its product somatostatin receptor 5 (gene SSTR5). Gene Ontology annotation, cellular component: neuron projection; membrane. The transcript has a single exon. Gene Ontology annotation, molecular function: neuropeptide binding; somatostatin receptor activity. Gene Ontology annotation, biological process: neuropeptide signaling pathway; cellular response to glucocorticoid stimulus; regulation of insulin secretion. Lineage: Eukaryota; Metazoa; Chordata; Aves; Passeriformes; Passeridae. The coding region runs from base 1 to 1113 and encodes 370 amino acids. The record is from RefSeq and is a predicted model, not a curated record.